Amaranthus tricolor (Joseph's coat) is the source of this 1805-nucleotide messenger RNA. RefSeq names its product probable glycosyltransferase At5g25310. Lineage: Eukaryota; Viridiplantae; Streptophyta; Magnoliopsida; Caryophyllales; Amaranthaceae. The transcript has 4 exons. The record is from RefSeq and is a predicted model, not a curated record. The coding region runs from base 115 to 1545 and encodes 476 amino acids. Gene Ontology annotation, molecular function: glycosyltransferase activity.
UCCCUUACUUUACUGGAGUACAAAAUACUCAAAUUCUUUCCUUCAUCACUUUAAAUACUCAUUCUGCUAUGUUGUACUCCAAAUUUUAGAGAGAGAAAUUAGAAGUAGACAACAAUGGAGAAAUGGCAGAGGAUUUGGAUUUCGUUAUCAUCAACGAUUACUGUUACAUUGAUUAUCACUUUCUUCAUUGUUACGCUAUUCUUCUGUGGUAGUCGUGUGAGAGUUUUUUAUACUAGCUUUGAUCUUGAUCAUAGCAGUUCUAAGCUUCGUCAGCUCUCUUUCCCUGUCGCUCAACUUCGGAGUUUGUCGAUAUUUUCUGAUUCUUCCGGUGUGAUUCUUUCUACGAACUCUUCAGCGCAUCGCAGCUUAUUUCCGAGGAAAAGAAAGGAAGGAGGGGUAGAGGAAGGAUUAGCGAGAGCUAGAGCAGCAAUUCAGAAAGCAAAAGGUUGGAAUAGAAGAAACGACUCUGUGUUUAUGAAUGCUUCAGAUCCCACCUUCAUCUACCGUAAGCCCCGCGCUUUUUAUCGAAGCUACCUAGAAAUGGAAAGAAGAUUGAGAGUAUAUGUGUAUAAUGAGGGUGAUCUACCAAUUGUACAUGACGGACCAUGUAAGGACAUCUACACAAUUGAAGGGAGGUUUAUCCACGAGAUUGAGAAUGGAGCAAUGCGAUUUAGAACAAGAGAUCCCAACCAAGCUCAUGUUUACUUCAUGCCUUUCAGUGUUACAUGGAUGGUCAAGUACCUUUACAAGCCUAUGUCCUACAAUCACACCCCUCUUAAGCAUUUUGUCUCGGAUUAUGUCAAUGUUAUAUCUACCAAAUAUCCCUACUGGAAUCUCACUCAAGGGGCUGAUCACUUUAUGCUGUCUUGUCAUGAUUGGGGACCUCAUGCCUCAAGUGGAAACUCAAACCUCUACAAGAAAUCCAUGAGAGUUCUAUGCAAUGCAAACUCCUCUGAGGGAUUCAACCCACAAAAGGAUAUAAGCUUACCUGAAAUCCACCUUUAUGACGGAAACAUAUCUCCAAAACUCCUCUCCAUACCACCACAAACAACCCCUCGUCCAUACUUAGCCUUCUUUGCUGGUGGUCUUCACGGCCCAAUUAGGCCCAUUCUCCUUAGCCACUGGAAAGGCAAAGAUCCAGACCUUCAAGUCUAUGAAUACCUACCAAAGGACUUAGAUUACUACACUUUGAUGCUUCAGUCCAAAUUCUGCCUUUGCCCUAGUGGUCAUGAAGUUGCUAGUCCAAGAAUAGUUGAAGCCAUUUAUGCAGAAUGUGUGCCUGUUAUUCUGUCUAAGAACUAUGUUUUGCCCUUCAGUGAUGUUUUAAGAUGGGAAGCGUUUUCGAUACAGGUUGAUGUUGAAGAUAUUCCAAAGCUAAAACAGAUUUUAAGAGCUGUUUCUGAGGAGCAUUACAAUAAGCUUAUUCAAGGAAUUAGAGCUGUUAGACAGCAUUUUGUUCUCAACAAACCUGCAAAAAGGUUUGAUGUUUUUCAUAUGAUUUUGCACUCCGUUUGGCUCAGAAGACUAAAUUUGCAACUCAAGUAGUUAUAUAGUAUAGGAUACUGUAAUUUUUUUUUUAUUUUUUGUUAAUAUCAUAUAUAUAGUUACAUUUAAUCAACAGGAAAUAUUAUACCAACUUACUAGUUCAAUACUCCAUUAAAAUCAUGUAAAAAUUGCAUUUUCUGUUCGUUUGUAGAGAGUUUAGAAGAGAGGGAAAUUCUGUUGUGAUUUUCUGUUCCAAAUAUUGUAAAUUCAGCAAUGACAGAGAAUUAAGAAAGUUAUAUACAAACUUAAAAACAGUUCGA